Molecule: messenger RNA, 14110 nt
Organism: Petromyzon marinus (sea lamprey)
Lineage: Eukaryota; Metazoa; Chordata; Hyperoartia; Petromyzontiformes; Petromyzontidae
Gene: DNAH6
Product: dynein axonemal heavy chain 6
Biological process (GO): microtubule-based movement
Cellular component (GO): dynein complex
Molecular function (GO): dynein light intermediate chain binding; minus-end-directed microtubule motor activity; dynein intermediate chain binding
Source: RefSeq, a predicted model, not a curated record
CUAAGCAGCGCUGCGCGCCCGCCCUCCCGAGUAAAGUUGUUGAGUUUCAUUAACAUUCAGAAGUCCCCAAACCAAUGCGGCGGCUGUGUUUCAUAGUUUUUUGUUUUGUUGUUGGCUAAAAAAAAGGUUCUAAAAAUAAUAGCGAUACAGCUUUCGGCGAAUGGAAAACCCAUCCCACGUAGGGGUGGGAAUUCCUGGCAUCAGCACACCAUUGGUGGAACCCAGCAUUCGGGGCACCAGUAGCAAUAGCAGUGGCAGUGAUGGACUUAGUGUGGCGGACCGGGUUCUGCUGUUGCCACGCAUCGAACCUGCGGCCCUGGUGGCACGAAUGGUACACAGGGCUCCCAUGCAGGCCGCUCCUCAGCCUCAUGUACUCAAAUUUCCACGACGGACGAAGGCCCAAGAGGCAGCCCGAGUUCGAGCCCAACCACCAAGAAUUGAACCUUUGCCAGCAUUAAAAUUGUACCAAGAGCAGCAUAUGCCUGAAUACAUCUAUCAGAAGAAUCGUGAGGCAUUAUUGGCAAAAGGCUGGAAAGGGCUGGAUGUAGUCAAAUAUGUGGAGAGUGAUUCCGUGUCCAUCAGUUCAUCUGGACACGUUCCUAAUUUGCCUCAGCUUCCCAAAGGACUACAGGGAAAGAGAAUAGAGGAUAGCAGGAUAGCAUCACCCUCACCACCCAAACAACCUCGGACUGAGCUGAAGCCUUUGAAUGUACGUAGCCGGACCACCCUGGCACAAAGCCACUCCUUCAGAACCGCAGACGACGUGAUCAGCGCUCGAAUCAGUGACCCACUUGACAUCGCGCAUGUCAUCCGUGAGAACAAGGAGCUGGGAUACGUUUACGUGGUGCCGGCUGCACCUCGCUCCUCAAUCAAAUAUGAUGCCUUCAAUCUGAAAGUUGUCACGUAUGAGAAAAUCAACAAGGACAACUACCUCACCAUCAGUGAGCAGGGCGUGCUGUUAACACGUGAUGGGGACGUGGACUUCACUCCCCUUGAUCGAUGGGAGGAGGAGUACCGCUAUCACCGACGCCUGCUUAGCAUUCCCACUUUUUCCCAUUUUCGCAAGUGGAAGGCCUUCAGUGUUUGGCGCAAAAAUGUCCGGAGCAAAAAAAUAAAUGCCUGCCGUAGAGCCCUGCAGGAAAACCUGUUUAUUGUCAAUGCUUCAUUACGACCUGCCCUUCUCAAUGUGAAGGACAUGUGUCACCGCGUUGGUAAUAUGAGACUCUGCAUGAUUGAAAGUGGUCGGACAUACACACUCGAAGAGUUCAUGAUCACCCAGGUCGACCACCUGAAAGAGGUUCUGGUGCAUCUCUCUGAAUUUCGUGAAUUGGCAAAGGAGGUUGUAAGAAGUGCUUGUCGAACUGCAUUGUUGGAAGCUGGAUUCACACCUGAUGAUUACUUCAAUGAUCCAGAGCUUUCAGGCGAUGAAAAGGCGGAGACGGGUGGUUCCAGCAUUUUGUUUCAGUCACAGUACGAUUUGGAUCCCUUUGGAGAUGCUCCUGAAAAGAUGAGCUACACUGAACAGGCAAACAAGAGGAAACACUGUGGCAAGCUUACCUGUUUCAUCCGGCUGGCUGAUUAUGUGAUUGUGAACACACUGCACAUCCUUGCUGUGAACACAGUCAGCACCCUCCUUAAUCAACUGACAAAGCAGCUGCAGAAGACACCCUCAAAAGAACUCAUCGAAGCCUGGGCUUGUGAGCCCAGAGAAGAGCCAAUGACCAAAAAGGAGGCUGUCAUUGCUCAAGAAGAGACAGAGCAGGUUUUUCCUUUGUUCCUGACAGAAUUCAUGCUGGAACCCGAAAGCUUAAUGUUUGCGCCAUCUCAGAAUGAGUUCCAGGAUGGACUCUCCGUGGUGAUUGACUCUUUCAAGGAUACAGUUUUGUCUGUAGACAACCUUGUCACCGACAUCUAUUUUGAUGCAUUCACCCAACCUAUAAUCAACAAGAAGCGUGAAGAAAAAAGCUGUGGGGAGGGCCCGAGCUUAGAAACCAUUUUUCAAGAUGACAAACACCUCCAUAAAAUCAUAGGAGGCGUGCAGGAGGUCAUACGAACAGCAUUUAAUGCUGCUGGCCUAUAUGCUGAUACGUUUGAACAGUUCAGGCUUUUCUACAAAGAGAAUGAGAGCUUGGAUCUAGAAGCCCUCAAAAACAAAGAGCAUGAUGUGGCCUUCUUUGAAGAGAGUCUUGCAAAAUAUCAUGAACAACAUAAGGAUGCAGUGGCUAUCAAAGAGAGGAGAGAUUUGGGGAUGCUAUUGGUUGAUGCAACCAAACUGAAGAAAAAAUUGAUUCCCUCACCACUGCGGUGUCAGAAUGCAAUUAAUGACUUGUUGCCAGUGCUGUCUAGAAAGAAGACAGAUGCCAUCAUUUCAGAAGCUCGUGAUGGGCAAUUCAAGCUAGAGAUAGUACCCUCCACUACCUUUGAGUUUGUAAACAGCCUCACCUUUCUUGACGAGAUCCAAGACCGGAUUCAGGUGCUUGAGGAAGAGAUGCAGAUUGUCGUGCAGAUGUAUCAGUUGAUAGAGCAGUUCAAGGUGCCAACACCACCGGAGGACCUUGUGGUGUACUCGACACUGGAGCAGUCCAUCAUAUCUGUCCAGAACACCAUUGAUAAGGCAGUUGGCGAGCGUGAUGGCAACCUUGAGAAGUUCUGCCAGCAUCUUGAUAAGGACAUUUUGGAGCUUAAUAUGGAGGUGAAGAUUGUAAAACAGCGAGCUCAGGACCCUAUGAUUUUAGAUAUUACAAGUGACAAGACAAAGGUUCGGGAGAUACUGAAAGAACAGAUGAUUGCCACAGAUGAAUUUCAGCAGCAGGCUCUUCAGUACAGGGCUUACCAAAAGAACUUUAAGGUGGAAGUUACAAAUUUUGAUGCUUUGAAUGAAGUAUGUGAUGAACUAAAGCGAAAACAGAUGAUGUGGGACAGUUUGGAUGAGUGGGAGGUGUUUACCAAGGAAUGGUUGGAGUGUCAAUUUGAAACCCUGGAUCCUGAACAACUGAACAGUGAGGUCGCCAAAUAUGCGAAGAUUGUUAACCAGUUGGAGAAGGGACUGCCACCAAAUAAUGUAGUUCCACUGUUGAAAAAGAAGGUUGAAUUUAUCAGAGAAAAGCUGCCAGUCGUUGCAUUCCUGAGAAACCCAUCCCUGAAGGCCCGUCAUUGGGAGAUGUUGGAAGAGAUUAUAGGUGCUCCAUUGCGGGAUAAGGAGACUCCACUCACACUUGCUGGCCUUAUUGAGCUGGAAGUUUUCCAUUAUGCUGAGCAAAUCCAGGACGUGUCGGGACAGGCAUCUGGAGAAGCAUCUCUUGAGUCUAUCCUUAAAAAGGUUGAAGAUGGCUGGAAGACUGCAGAGUUUGUUGUUUUGCCUCAUCGUGAUUCAAAAGAUGUUUUUAUUUUGGCAGGAACUGAUGAAAUUCAGAUUCUUUUGGAUGACAGCAUCAUUAAUAUUUCCACCAUAACUUCUUCACGAUAUGUUGGACCAAUUAAAUCUCGGGUUGAUGAGUGGCAAAGGCAACUCUUGCUCUUCAAUCAAACGCUGGAAGAAUGGAUGACAUGCCAACGGAACUGGCUUUAUCUAGAAAGCAUUUUCAGUGCACCAGACAUCCAGAGGCAGCUACCAGCUGAGGCAAAGAUGUUCAUGCAGGUGGACAAGUCUUGGAAGGACAUCAUGAGGAAGAUUUAUCGUCUUCCCAAUGCUUUACGGGCAGCCACUCAGCCUGGCCUUCUGGACACAUUUAAGAAUAACAAUGUAUUACUUGAACAAAUCCAAAAGUGCCUUGAAGCAUAUUUAGAAUCCAAACGAGUGGUUUUCCCAAGAUUCUACUUUUUAUCCAAUGACGAGCUUCUGGAGAUCCUUGCACAGACGCGCAAUCCUCAGGCAGUGCAGCCGCACCUGCGCAAGUGCUUUGAUGCCAUCGCCCGGCUAGAGUUUGCGUUGGCACCAGCUGAGGGUGAGCAAGAGAGGACGUUCACCAACGAUAUCCUCGCUAUGGUUUCCCCUGAGGGGGAAAAGGUGAGCUUGGGCAAGGGUCUGAAGGCCCGUGGCAAUGUGGAAGAUUGGUUGGGGAAAGUGGAAGAAGCAAUGUUUCAGUCUUUGCGAAGGCUCACAAAAAUGGCCAUUGGUGAAUACCAAAGCAUGCCCCGUACUGAAUGGGUGGUGUCAGGACUCCCAUCACAGGUUGUAUUGACGGUCGCUCAACUGAUGUGGUGUCGAGACCUGACUCAGUGUCUGGAGGGAGGUGACCAUGAUCACCUGCAAUCUGUUGCGAAUUUUGAAAAGGAAAAUUUUGAGAGAUUAAAUUCUUUAGCCUGUCUGGUCCGCGGAAAUUUGCCCAAGAUCCAUCGGUGCAUCAUCACAGCUCUGAUUACAGUUGAUGUACAUGCGAGAGAUAUAGUCACGGAUAUGGUUCAAGAAAAGGUGGAGACUGCUAACAACUUUGAGUGGCAGCGACAGCUGCGAUACUACUGGGACCUAGAGCUUGACAACUGUGUGGCCAGAAUGGCGCUUUCACAGUACGUGUACGGUUACGAAUACCUGGGAGCCUGCCCUCGCCUAGUCAUCACUCCACUUACCGACCGGUGCUACCUGUGCCUGAUGGGGGCUCUGCAGUUGGAUUUGGGAGGGGCUCCUGCAGGGCCUGCAGGCACUGGUAAGACGGAGACAACCAAGGAUCUGGCAAAGGCCCUGGCCAUUCAAUGCGUGGUUUUCAACUGCUCUGAUGGCCUGGACUACAAGAUGAUGGGACGUUUCUUCAGUGGUCUGGCGCAGUCAGGCGCUUGGUGCUGCUUCGACGAAUUCAACCGAAUUGACAUAGAAGUGUUGUCAGUGAUAGCCCAACAGCUGAUAACCAUAAGAAAUGCCAAAGCUGCCAAGGUACCCAGAUUCAUGUUUGAAGGAAGAGAGAUCAAGUUGAUUCAAACCUGUGCGGCCUUCAUCACUAUGAAUCCUGGAUAUGCUGGACGAACUGAGCUUCCAGACAACUUGAAAGCUCUCUUCCGCCCUAUUGCUAUGAUGGUUCCCAACUACGCUCUUAUUGCUGAGGUGAUUUUGUACUCAGAGGGAUUCGAGUCAAGCAGGGUUUUGGCGAGGAAGAUGACUCAGAUGUACAAGCUGUGCAGUGAGCAGCUCUCACAGCAAGACCACUAUGACUUUGGAAUGAGGGCUGUCAAAUCUGUCCUCGUAAUGGCUGGAUCCUUGAAGCGAGAAAAUCCCCAUCUGAGAGAAGAUGUUGUGCUGAUUAGAGCUCUACGAGAUUCCAAUUUGCCGAAGUUUCUCGCCGACGAUGCCAUGCUUUUCAGUGGAAUCCUUUCAGACUUGUUCCCCGGGGUUGAGAUUCCGAAUCAUGACUAUGGCUCCCUGCAGUCAUCCAUUGAGAAUGCCCUGAAAGCUCGUAAGCUGCAGGCUGUGCCGUCGAUGGUGCACAAGGUUAUCCAGUUGUACGAGACGAUGUUGGUACGCCAUGGAGUUAUGCUUGUUGGUCCUACUGGUGGUGGAAAAACCACAGUUUAUACAGCCUUGUCUGAUGCACUGGGAAGCUUGCACGAGGCUGGUGAGAGCGAGCACAACCCAUUUUAUCAAAAAGUCCACACAACCGUGCUGAAUCCAAAGUCCAUCAGCAUGGGUGAGCUCUACGGGGAGGUGAAUAAUCUCACACUAGAAUGGCGUGACGGGCUCAUGGCCCUCAGUGUGAGAGUGGCUGUGGCUGAUGACUCUGAAGGCCAUAAGUGGAUCGUUUGUGAUGGGCCUGUUGAUGCUCUCUGGAUUGAGAAUUUGAACACUGUGCUGGAUGACAACAAGAUGCUUUGCUUGGCUAACAGUGAGAGGAUCAAGCUUACGCCUCAAAUACACAUGAUCUUUGAGGUGCAAGACUUAAAGGUGGCAUCUCCAGCAACCGUAAGCCGUUGUGGUAUGGUUUACAUUGACUCCGAGGAGCUGAAGUGGAUGCCGUAUGUGCAGACCUGGAUGAAUGGGAUAAUUGACAAGUUUGGGGAAGACACAGGACAGUACAUAAUGGCCCUUUUUGAGAACUACGUUGAAGAUGGGCUCAGGUUUGUGAAUAAAAAGUGUACACAGGCCAUGCCCCAGGUGGAUAUCAGCAAAGUGACCACACUCAGCUGUCUGUUGGAGAGCCUACUGCUGGGAAAAGGAGGUCCAGAUCUUAAAAUGGAGCAUUCCAGGCUGACCAGCAUUGUUUGUCAGACAUUUGUGUUCUGCUACUUGUGGGCUGUGGGAGGGAACCUGGUGGAGAAUUGUUGGGAUCAGUUUGAUACUUUUGUCAAACAUCAGUUUGAAGAAAAUCAUGAUGCUAAGUUGCCCAGUUCUGGGGAUCUGUGGAGCUAUUACAUGGAUUAUGACUCCAAGCGACUCGACCCAUGGGAGAGAAUCGUCCCCAACUUCCGAUACAACAAAGAGGUUCCUUUCUUUGAAAUGCUGGUGCCCACUACGGACACAAUGCGCUUUGGCUACCUCAUGGAGAAACUGUUGGCAGUAAAGCAUUCUGUCCUCUUCACUGGCACCACAGGUGUUGGCAAGUCUGUGGUUGCAAGGGGAUUGCUGGACAAGAUACAAGAGGAGGCUCAGUACGUCCCACUGUACAUUAACUUCUCUGCUCAAACAUCAUCCACAAGAACCCAAGAGAUUAUAGAGUCCAAGCUGGAAAAGAAGAGGAAAAACAUCAUAGGUGCUCCGGGAAAGAAGCGUGUGAUCAUAUUUGUGGAUGACUUGAACAUGCCAAAGCUGGAUCGAUACGGUUCACAACCUCCUAUUGAGCUGCUACGCCAAUACCAGGACUUUGGAGGAUUUUAUGACCGGGAAAAAAUGUUCUGGAAGGAGAUCCAGGAUGUGACCAUUGCUGCAGCCUGUGCCCCGCCGGGAGGCGGGAGGAACCCUGUUACACCACGCUUCAUUCGACACUUCAGUAUGCUGUGCCUGCCUUCGCCGUCUGAGCAUAGCCUCAAGCAGAUCUUCCAGGCUAUCCUAACAGGCUUCUUGGUAGAUUUUCCUGUGGCAGUCAAGCAGGUGGCUACAAGCAUUGUUGAAGCAGCUGUUGAGAUGUAUGGUCGGAUGAGCACUGAACUGCUGCCAACCCCAGCCAAGUCCCAUUACAUAUUUAAUUUGAGGGACCUUUCAAAAUGCAUGCAAGGGAUACUGCAGUGUGAUUCAGGCACUGUUCGUGACCAAAAUCAGAUUUUCAGGCUAUUUUGCCAUGAGUGCCAGCGAGUUUUCCAUGAUCGCUUAAUCAACAAUGAAGACAAGGAUUAUUUUAAUACCAUGCUGGCAGAGAUGGCAAGUAAACAAUUUGGAGUUCAAGUCGAAGCAGAGUAUUUUGUUAAACAUCCCAUCCUAUUUGGAGACUUCAUGAAGGUUGGAGUGCAGAGGGCUGAUCGUGUUUACGAGGAUCUCACAGAUGUGGAAAAGCUGAAAGGUGUACUGCAGGAUUAUUUGGAUGACUACAACCUCAGUUCUGCGAAGGAGAUGAAAAUGGUCUUUUUCCAAGAUGCCAUUGAGCAUGUUACUCGAAUCACACGCAUGAUUCGCCAAGAGCGUGGAAAUGCUUUGCUGGUCGGGGUGGGCGGUACCGGCAAGCAGUCCCUCACACGUCUCGCCUGCCACAUGUGCGGUUACCGUUGCUUUCAAAUUGAACUCAGCCGAGGUUACAGUUAUGACACGUUCCACGAGGACCUGCGCAAAUUGUACACCAUUGCUGGCGUUGAAGACAAGGACACCGUUUUCCUUUUCACUGACACGCAGAUUGUAAUUGAGGAGUUUUUGGAAGACAUUAACAACAUACUGAACUCUGGGGAGGUGCCCAACCUCUUUGAGAAGGAUGAGCUUGAGAAAGUACUGGCAGCCACACGACCCAAAGCCAAGGAGGCUGGCAUUCCAGAGGGAAAUCGAGAUGAGGUGCUACAGUUUUUUAUCAAUCGUGUGAGAGCCAGGCUGCACAUUGUGCUCUGCAUGAGCCCCGUCGGCGAUGCUUUUAGAGCACGCUGUCGCAUGUUCCCAUCCAUUGUCAAUUGUUGCACCAUCGACUGGUUUGUCCAGUGGCCACGAGAGGCACUUCUCUCAGUCUCCAAAACGUUCUUCACCCCCGUGGAUUUAGGUAGCGAUGAGCUAAAAGAGAAUCUAUCUGAGAUGUGUGUAGAGAUACACAUGAGUGUUACAGAACUUGCUGAGCAUUACUAUGCCGAGUUGCGUCGGCGCUACUACACUACCCCGACAUCCUACUUGGAGCUCAUAAACCUCUACCUCAGCAUGCUGGGAGAAAAACGGAGUCAGCUGACAAAUUCAAGAGAUCGCAUAAAGAAUGGCCUGACAAAACUUCUGGAAACCAACGAGCUUGUGGACAAGCUGCAGUUGGAGCUGUCAGCCCUGGAGCCCGUGCUCAAGCAGAAGUCAGAAGAUGUGGAAGCCCUCAUGGAAAAGCUUGCUACAGACCAGGAGAAUGCUGAUCAGGUGCGUCGGGUGGUGAUGGAGGACGAGGCGGUGGCAAAGGUGAAGGCUGAGGAGACCCAGGCGAUGGCAGCAGAUGCCCAACGUGACCUGGAUGAGGCACUCCCAGCUCUGCAGGCCGCCAACAGGGCACUCGACUCGCUGGACAGAUCCGACAUCUCGGAGGUGCGUGUCUUCACCAACCCGCCCGAAGGCGUCAGGACCGUCAUGGAGGCGAUCUGUAUCGUUCUUAGCAAAAAGCCUGACUGGGCCUCUGCCAAGCAAUUGCUGGGUGACUCAAACUUCCUGAAGCGGCUCACGGAUUAUGACAAGGAAAAUAUUAGUGAAGAUGUCAUUCAGAAGUUGAAGGUCUACAUAAAUAAUAAAGACUUUGUUCCAGAAAAGGUGGAGAGGGUUUCAAAGGCCUGCAAGUCCAUGUGCAUGUGGGUGAGGGCAAUGGACCUUUACUCACGUGUGCUAAAGGACGUUGGGCCCAAGAGGCAGAGACUGGCCACUGCACAGGCUGAGUUGGAUGCUACCAUGGCAAUGCUGAAUGACAAGCAGAGGCGGCUGAAACAGGUGGAAGACCAGAUUGGUGCCCUCCAAGAUCAGUUUGACAUGAGUGUGGCUGAGAAGGAAAGCCUUGCUAAGAACAUGGCCCUUACGCAAGCACGGAUGUCUCGUGCUGGAAAGUUGACCUCAGCAUUGGGAGACGAGCAGAUCCGCUGGCAGGAAAGCGUCGCUCAGUUUCAAGUGGAGAUAAACAACGUCAUUGGAAAUGUGUUUAUUGCAUCAGCUUGUGUGGCUUAUUAUGGGGCAUUCACUUCACACUACCGCCAAAUGCUCAUUGAUCGGUGGAUCAGUCGCUGCCAAGAGCUGGGCAUUCCCAUCAAUGCCAACUUCAGCCUCAUCGGCAUUCUGGGCGACCCCUUUGAAAUUCGACAGUGGAAUACGGACGGGCUUCCCCGGGACACAGUUUCUACCGAAAAUGGAAUUCUAGUCACCCGUGGCCGGCGCUGGCCCCUUAUGAUAGAUCCACAGGACCAAGCAAAUCGAUGGAUUCGAAACAAAGAGAUGAAAAAUGGUUUGAAAAUUAUUAAAUUGACAGAUGGAAACUUCCUUCGCACACUAGAAAAUGCAAUUAGACUUGGCAUGCCGGUCUUACUUGAAGAGCUCAAAGAGACACUGGAUCCUGCUCUGGAACCUAUUUUGCUAAAGCAGACAUUCGUGUCUGGAGGCCGCCUCUUAAUAAGGCUUGGUGACUCAGACGUGGACUAUGACAAGAAUUUCCGGUUUUACAUGACAACUAAGAUGGCAAAUCCUCACUAUCUUCCUGAGGUAUGCAUUAAAGUGACGAUAAUUAACUUUACCGUGACAAAAUCUGGAUUGGAAGAUCAGCUGCUCAGUGACGUGGUGAGGCUUGAAAAGCCAGAGCUGGAGGAGCAGCGGAAUGAGUUAAUUGUACGCAUCAAUGCAGACAAAAAUCAGCUCAAGGUCAUUGAAGAUCGCAUUCUCAAGUUGCUGUUUACGUCGGAAGGAAAUAUCCUGGAUAACGAGGAGCUCAUCAAAACACUGCAGGAGUCCAAGGUUACUUCAGGAGCAAUUAAAACACGACUGAAAGAAGCAGAGGCAACAGAGGAGAUGAUAAAUACAGCUCGUGAGAAAUAUCGGCCUGUGGCAGCUCGUGGCUCUGUAAUGUAUUUUGUUAUAGCCAGCUUAUCAGAGAUUGACCCCAUGUACCAGUACUCACUCAAAUACUUCAAACAGCUGUUCAACAUGACAAUCGAGACUUCUGAGAAGCGGAGUGAUCUGGCAGAGCGUCUGGAGCUGCUUCUGAAACAGACACUACUCGCCACCUACACCAACAUCUCGCGGGGCCUUUUUGAGCAGCACAAACUCAUCUUCAGCUUCAUGCUCUGCAUAGAGAUCUUACGACAGCAUGGGCACGUGAGCGAUGCAGAGUGGAACUUAUUCUUGCGAGGAGCUGCUGGAAUGGACAAGGAGCGGCCAACUAAGCCUGAAAUUGGGUGGCUGGCUGAAUCGACAUGGAACUUGUGCUGUGACCUGGAGGACCAUUUGCCUUGCUUCAAAGGGCUAAAAAGGGAGAUUGUGGCCAUCCCAAUCUUGGUGACAUUAGGAAGGCUGGAAAUCCGACUGAACCCUGAGGCGUGGGAGGGCUGUAUGAAGGAGCCACUGCACUUCACAGAAGAGGUUUCUGAAAAUGAGAUACAAGGUCACUGGAACGAGAGACUGUCCAAGUUUCAGAAACUCGUACUUGUGAAAUCAUUCAUGGAAGAAAAGGUGGUGUUUGCCAUGACCGAUUUUGUGAUUGAAAACCUGGGAAAGGCCUUUAUCGAGAACCCACCAGUGGACCUGGCUACCCUGUACCAGGAUAUGUCAGCCUCCACGCCUCUUGUGUUUGUCCUUAGCACGGGCUCUGACCCCAUGGGUGCCUUUCAGCGCUUCGCCAGGGAGAUGGGCUACUCAGAGAGGGUGCACGCAAUUUCACUCGGGCAGGGACAAGGCCCAAUUGCGGAAAAACUCAUCGAGGAAGCGGUGAAGAGUGGUGACUGGGUCUUCCUGCAGAAUUGCCACCUGGCUGCUUCGUGGAUGUUAGCAAUGGAGGAAAUCAUUAAAGCACUCUCAGAACCAAAUGCCGUAAUUCAUCCAAAUUACCGCUUAUUUUUGAGUUCCAUGCCAACAAGAAAUUUUCCGGUCACUGUACUUCAAAACUCUGUUAAGGUAACUAAUGAGCCCCCCAAAGGACUCCGCGCGAAUAUUCGGCGAGCUUUCACGGAGAUAACGCCAGCAUUUUUUGAGAAGAAUGUGCUGGGCCAGAACUGGAGGAAAAUAAUUUUUGGUAUCUGCUUCUUCCAUGCCAUCAUACAAGAACGGAAGAAGUUUGGUCCACUGGGAUGGAACAUACAUUACGAGUUCAAUGACAGUGAUCGAGAGUGUGCCCUUCUCAACCUGAAUCUCUUCUGUCAGGAUGGAAGGAUCCCAUGGGACGCCCUUAUUUAUAUCACUGGAGAAAUCACGUAUGGAGGUAGAGUGACGGAUUCUUGGGACCAGCGUUGCCUUCGCACCAUCCUCAAGCGCUUCUUCUCUCCAAAAACACUUGAGCCUGGCUACCUCUACUCUACGUCAGGCAUUUACUACGCCUCUGAAGAAAAAACACUGCAGGAUCACAAAGAUUACAUUGAGAACUUGCCACUGAAUGAUGACCCAGAGAUAUUUGGCAUGCAUGAGAAUGCCAAUCUGGCCUUCCAGCGACAAGAGACUGGCACUUUGGUGAAGACAAUUUUGGAGGUGCAGCCCCGAUCAUCUGGCCAAGGGGCGGGCACUAGCAACGAUGAGAUUGUGAAAGAGCUCGCCGACUCUAUCUUAGCCAAGCUUCCAGAGAUAUUGGACAUGGAAGGUGCAAUGGAAAGUCUAUUUACCCGGGAUGAGAAGGGACGGAUCAACUCCCUGACGACGGUGCUGGAACAGGAGGUGGAUCGAUUCAACACCUUACUUCAAGUCAUCCGGAGUUCCCUGCACACUCUUAAGAAAGCGAUAGCCGGCUUUGUGGUGAUGUCGGAGGAGAUGGAGAAGAUUUACAACAGUUUCCUCAAUAGCCAAGUGCCAGUGCUGUGGAGUGACAAUGCAUACCCAUCCCUCAAGCCAUUGGGCGGUUGGGUGAAGGACCUGGCUUUGCGAACCAUAUUUAUUGAUGCCUGGAUAAAGACCGGGCCACCCAAGUCUUUUUGGAUAUCUGGAUUUUUCUUCCCACAAGGAUUUUUGACAGGUACUCUGCAAAACCAUGCCCGCAAAUACAACUUGCCUAUCGACGAGCUCGGCUUUCACUACAAAACAUUGCCAGUUUAUCGUGACCAGACAUCAGUGGCUGAAGCCAUGAGAACCCAGCAGUUUGGACAGGAGCUGGAAGCAGACAUACAGUUGCCUGCUGUGCAAGAUGGUGUUCUGGUGCAUGGGUUAUUCAUGGAUGCCUCACGCUGGGAUGACGAGGACAUGGUGAUGGAGGAUGCUUUGGCAGCGCAGAUGAACCCUCCUCUGCCUGUGCUGCACUUUGAGCCAUGCCAGAACUACCAGCCUGAUCCAUCUCUAUACCACGCACCACUCUACAAGACUUCUGCCCGUGCGGGAACUCUCUCCACUACUGGUCACUCAACCAAUUUUGUUGUCACCGUCUUCAUACCUUCUAAAAGGGACAGUGACUACUGGAUCUCCAAAGGAGCAGCGCUGCUUUGUCAACUCAAUGAUUAGGGCUUUGAUGUCCUUCAGUUUUCUCAUCUGUUCUUGGAAAAUUACACUAAAAGCUGUCUUAUAAUGACACUGAAAGGUGUUUUAUAAUGACACUGAAAGGUGUCAUAAUUUCUGAUGGUCACGGAUGUAAAUGAGCGGAUGUGUUACCUCUAAAUUGAGACUGCUAGUAUCUUAAAGUAAACUGCAGGAAAAGUUCAAACUAAAUUACACUUUUACUUAUAAAAAAUCUUAUCUUUGUAAGUUAUUUAUUCCACACUUUGUGUUAUCUUUAAAAUUAAUGCAAAAUGCUGUCUGGCUGCUUUUGGGGCCCAGGUAUUUCAGAAUAGGCAAGCAGUAUGGUAAUGCUGAAGUAUAACUUCAGCUGCUGUGUUUUAAUGCGGAUGGAUUUAGCUUCACAGUUAUAUAACCUACCACCAUCUGUUUGGAGCUUCAUGAUGCUCAUCUCUGAUUGACACCAAUUACACCGAGCACCAUUCUGCACUACAUGUUGCCAAUCCUGAAUGGGCCACCCUUUUUUUUUAAACAGUGAUAACCAGUUUUUUUUUUAAAUCGAAUCCUAUUAAAGAUAUAUCUGGAAUUAAUAUACAAUUUAAUCUUCCAUGCUUGCAAUUGAUUCUUUGUCUGAUGCUUGUAAUGCAUAGUAUGUUCAUGUUUGCAGAAAAAAAAGGAAAACAUGCAACGCCCUCUUCAGUAAAAAUUAAUUGUGAUCGUUUCAUUUUGGUAAUCUUUUAAUCAGCAAUUUUUGUAUUGCAGUCUGAAAAGUUUAACAUUGAAACAAAAUAUGCAAAACCUUCAUGAGUUUAAUGAAGAAAAUAAACAUUUAUUUUGUAAACCCAAUACAUUUGUAUAUGCAGCUUAUAUAUAAACUAAACAUCAACUUGUAAAGGUCACUGCUUUAACAAGACAAACAUGACAACACAAAAACACAGUUAUUAAAAACAAAUGCUAGUUUUAAAGUAAUGAACAAUAAUAAUAAUGAUAACCUUUGUUUGUUUGAAGGAAUACCCACACAAUUUUUACACGGACUUGCGUGGUGGACAACUUGUGAAUUAUUCAUGUUAUAUUUAUUUAUACCUUAACUUUACAAGUACCAUAUUUUAAACGGGAAAACGUCUACGACUCAGUAAAAUAUCAAAUUAGCCCUAGUUAGAUGCACUGGCUGCCCUGCAAUUGAGUACAACUCUGUAUGCACUCUAGAACUGUGUAUACACAUUUUUACUUAAAUCACAAGAUAAGGUUGCUGCCUGGCAGAAACACAAUGAAAGGUUCUUGUAUAACCUAUGAUGUAACAUUUGUUUCGGAAUUUCAUUUGUUUUUAAGAUUUUUGCUUUCGCUUUGCUUUUUGAAGACAAUGCAUACGUUUGUUAUUCCAUCUUUUUAAAUAGUUGUAUUGAUUAUUAAAGCAUGUUGAUGAAAGAU